UACACCGCUUCAAUAUUUCCGGCGCGUGGUGUCACAGCUGGUCUCGGAUAUAUCUCCCUUCUUGGGGUUCGCGAUUGUAGAAAGAACUAUUUGUAAAAAUGUUGGCAUCUCGAGGUCUGAACAUUUUAAGGGCCGUAUCACGGUAUACAGUUUGUAAUAAUGUUGCCAAAAAUACUGUACAAAUACGACAUUCGCAUGGAUGGUCGUACCGUGUCGGCCUUCCACCUAAGAGAGGAAUAGUUCUUGCAGCUGAGUUUUUGGGUGGACUAACGUGGUGGUGGAUUUUGUACCACCUUUAUCAUGAUUUUGGUCAUAUUGUGGGAGAGUUUCCAUAUCCUGUACCAGAAGAGUGGACUGACGAAGAAUUGGGUAUUCCUCCAGAAGAUGAGGAUUGUUGAUCUGCUUUUAUGGUAGCUAUAGAUAAUUUAAAGAAUCCUUGUACAACAAAGAGGUAUAAUAUUUCAAGUCUACAGUGAAAUAUUGCAGCCAGCAACCACUUGUUUUCAUAAUUUAUAAUAAUGUAUGUACUUGCAAUUCAGUGUACACACUCCUCUAUACAAGACCGGGAAUCGUAGUCUAAUUCUAGAAUGACUUGAACCUUCUGUAUAUUAUGUUAAUAAAUAUAUCACUUCAUUAAGA
Molecule: messenger RNA, 639 nt
Organism: Cephus cinctus (wheat stem sawfly)
Lineage: Eukaryota; Metazoa; Arthropoda; Insecta; Hymenoptera; Cephidae
Gene: Ndufb2
Product: NADH dehydrogenase [ubiquinone] 1 beta subcomplex subunit 2, mitochondrial
Exons: 3
Coding region: 99-398 (99 amino acids)
Cellular component (GO): mitochondrial inner membrane
Source: RefSeq, a predicted model, not a curated record